Penicillium verrucosum is the source of this 1830-nucleotide messenger RNA. RefSeq names its product calponin homology domain protein. The coding region runs from base 1 to 1830 and encodes 609 amino acids. The record is from RefSeq and is a predicted model, not a curated record. Gene Ontology annotation, molecular function: protein binding. The transcript is spliced from 4 exons. NCBI's taxonomy places the organism in Eukaryota, Fungi, Ascomycota, Eurotiomycetes, Eurotiales, Aspergillaceae.
AUGGCUUCAGUGACUUCGUUGGACAAGGAUUUGCGCAAUAUGCGCCUAUCCCGCUAUACCCCGCAGGCAGCCGUGGAGGUGCGCGACUGGAUUGAGGAAGUGCUACAUGAGAAACUGGCAACGUCAGACUUGCUCGAAGGCCUGAAGGAUGGUGUUGCUCUUUGCAAGCUAGUAAACCUCGUUGUAUCACCGGGCGUGAAAUUUAAGCAGUUGUCCGCGCCAUUCGUACAGAUGGAGAAUAUUUCACAUUUCUUACGCGCAUGCCAAUUACCACCGCUCAACCUUCCCCCGCACGAUGUCUUCCUGACAGUUGAUCUCUACGAAGCAAAGGAUCCGGCGCAGGUUCUCCAGUGUUUGGCAGCGUUCAGUCGGCGGGCCAAUGCCCUUGCGCCUAACAAGUUCCCCCGAACCGUCGGCCCACAGAGUAAGCGCGGUGUGCUUAGCCCGAACGCGACGGGUUCCUCGAGCACCGGAGCAUAUACACCACGGUCAGCCCGCUCCUCCAGCAACGUCGGGGAUGCGAAGCCUUCUGGGUCAUACAGUACCUGGGCCAAGAAGGGAGAUGAGCAGGAUACCACGCCGGCCCAAGGGAAUCAAGGGGUUGCAUUUGGUGCUCGCCGACAGAUCACCACUCCCGGGCCCGCUGUACCAAGCCUUGCAGAGAAAGAAAAGCGCAGGCGUGAAGAGGAUGAACGGAUUCGCCAGCAGAACGCAGAGAGGGAAGAGGCAGAGCGAGCGUACCAACGGCAGGUUGCAGAAGAGGAGGCUCAUGCGAAGGCAGAAGAGGAGCGCCGAUGGGAAGAAGUGACUGCUCGUGCAAGAGAACAAGAACGUCUUAAGGUAGAAGCAGAAAAGAAGCGUUGGGACGAUGAAAAGCGCCAAUGGGAAGCGGAAGAGCAGCGACGUAUAGCGGAAGAAAAGGAAGCCGAGGAGCGAUUUGAGCAGGAGCGACAACAGAGACGAACCUUGAAUGAUAAUCGUCUCAAUGGUCAGUUCCUGAGUCAGUACCAGGCAUCCAACUCCCAGGCUAGUGAUGUCGCCGGCGCGGUCGAGGAAACAGCGCAAAGCCGCCGCAUCAAAGAGCUUGAGCGCGAGCUACAGCUAGCAAAGGACCGGGAGCCCUCGCAGUCAAAGUCGCCCUCGUCCCGUGCCCCCAAACCUAGCUAUGAUCUUUCUUCUCUCGAACAAGAACGGCGACUCCUCCGUACGGAGUGGCAGAAUACGCAGGAUAUGCCCGCCACUUCCGAGGCAGAGGAACCCGAACCCGUUGAAGAGCGGGCACCACCCCAACCCCCUCGUCCGCUCCCAGUGCCAAAGCCAUCAUCUUUCUCAGCCUCGCCGGCACUCCCUCCUAGGGAUCUACCUGCCUCGCCCCGGCCCCUUCCAGACCCAGUGGCCUACAACGCCAACCGGGGCCACGAAAGCCGCGUGGAUAGUUUCCUUUCUUCGAACCCAGCCCCCGCAUCUCCAGCCCCAGCCGCCCACCGAUUCCAAGACUACACGUCGACCUCCGAAGUCGACGCCGAGAACAGCCGCCGCGCAGCUUCACAGCAGAAGACCAAAGCCGGCGGCUGGGCAUCCAAGUCUCUCUUGGAACGAGAGAUGGAGCGUGAACGCGCGCGCCAGGAGGAGUGGGCGGAGAACCAGAAGAAAACGGCAGCUGCGGCCGAACGUGGCAACCAAGACGGCUCUCAGGGCUCAGGUCCAGGCCAGUCUUGGGAUGUCCAUCAGUAUGGCUAUAUGGGUGGUGACAAUCAGAACCGUGGCGGUGUUGGCCUUGGUGUCGGCGGUGCUAGGCGCCAGAUUAUUGGGCCCCGGCCGCCCCGGUAA